AGUAUCUAGAGUUACUUCCCUUUGCAUACAUCAUGAAGCUAACAAUAAUGUACAUCAUCUGUGUUCUUACGUUGGUUUUAUGUGGAGAAAUGAUCACGGGAUCAUGUGAUGUUAAGCUAGAAGGUUCCCUCCUGAAAGAUGUAGUUGAAAUGUUGUUAAAGAAAGAUUCAGAUAAAGGCUGUGCAUUGUUCAAUAGGAAGAAAAUUCCUGCCUUUUCUGCUGCUAUGACAAAGUCAAAAUCACUUUCAUCAAAGGAGAUAAUAAAGUUUAAUAAAGUUUUCACAAACAUUCAAAAUGGCUACAAUCCAAGCACUGGAAUAUUUACUGCACCUAUUGCUGGAGUAUAUCAAUUUUCUUCAGUGGUUAUGAGUGAUAAUGGAAAAUUCUUGGUUGCAACUCUUUGGCUCAAUGAUACCGUAGUAUCCAGUGUGUACAUUAAAGGUUCGGCUUAUCAGACAGGGGCACUCAGUAUGAUAUUGGAUGUACAGAAAGGGGAUCAAAUAGCUGUAAAGUCGUAUGGCAAUUACGUUAUUUACAGCGACUCACUGAAUUACAGCACAUUUUCGGGUAGUCUUAUUUCUCAAUAAAUGAUAUUAAAAUUUU
Molecule: messenger RNA, 603 nt
Organism: Mytilus californianus (California mussel)
Lineage: Eukaryota; Metazoa; Mollusca; Bivalvia; Mytilida; Mytilidae
Product: complement C1q-like protein 3
Exons: 3
Coding region: 33-587 (184 amino acids)
Molecular function (GO): protein binding
Source: RefSeq, a predicted model, not a curated record